AUGAAUGUGAGCGUGUGUGUGUGUGUGUGUGUGUGUGCACGAGAGAAUGGUCUCAAGCUACUGCUGAGAGAAUUCUGAAAAGCCUUGAGGGAGAUUUCCUCUGAAAGAAAAGGCUUUCCUCUCCCGCUCCCCCCCCGUCUCUCUCCCUCCCUCUCUCUCCCUCUGUGUGUCACACUCACUCACUCGCUGGCAUGCUCUGCCCCCUCGCUAACUCCGGUCAAAUAACACAGAGCUGAGAGCGCAGAGCUGACGGGAGCCACAGCCGGCUCUUCUCUCGGUGCCUCUGAGUCCUGCGCGCUUCCUUUGGGACUUUUUUUCCGGAGAACGGGGGAGAAUGGGAACUGUCCUGCUUUGCCUCCCCUGUUUACGGGCUAACAAGCGUCCGGAGACCCCUUCGUCCCAGAGAGCCUCUUCAGUUUUAACCGGCACGAACGGAGGAGGGAAGCAGCGCUAGUGUGGCUAACUAAGGGGACUUUACUAGACGGGAAUACCGAGGGAAACAUGACAACUCUUAAUGGGAAUACCAAGAUACUUUAGGAAAGAUGAACCCAGAGUCGCUGGACUCGUCCAUCCAGAGUGCCCUGUCCGCUCUAUACCCUCCCUUCGAUGCCACUGCCCCUACUGUUCUCAGCCAGCUCUUCCGGGUCAUAGAGGAGCGUUACCAGGGCGACGCACUCCAGUGCCUGCUGGACUUCCUCAUCCCCGCCAAGCGCAUCCUCGAGAGCGUGCAGCAAGCAGCAUGCGCAGCGUACUCUGAUGUGCUGUUUAGGUGUGAGGGCUGGCCCCUCUGCCUACGUGAGCGGGUGGUGAUCCAGCUGGCCUCCCUCAACCCCCUGCUCCUGCGUCCGGGUGACUUCUACCUGCAGGUGGCGCCCUUCGCCGACCAGGCCGCCCGCAUCGUCCUCAAGAGCCUGCUGGAAGAGCACCAGGUGGAGGUGGAGGAAACGCCCGUCUCCGAGACCUCCUACCCCUGCAUCUUCACCGAGGACUGGCUGAGUGACGUCAACCGCGAUCGCCAUGGUACCCCGCUACGCCGCUGCCUGCUCUCCACGGACCAGGGCGUGGUGAAGGUACCCUGGGCUCAGGUAGCCAACCCGGAGUUUGUGAACAAACCCAAAGCCAUGGCAACUGCCUCCCCCUCCUCAGUCAUCCCAGAUACUCCCCCCAAUCCUCCGCUGCCACUACCAGUUGGCCCCUCCCCUUUCUCCCUGGAGACCAGGAUCCAGCCGGCCAAAGACGGGAUCGCCGUGUCGCUGUGCCUCGUCGAGGGCGUCCGCUCCGGGUCGGUCAAGGUGGGCGGGGCCAUUCCGGCCGGGAAGCCCGUGGGCUGGGUGUCGCCCAGCACCUGGGACGGUCGCCACGUUCGAGACCUGGAGGGCGACUACGUGGACCUGGUGGAGUUCACCAAGGAGAAAGAAGCCAGGACUGAGGCUCCACUACCCAAACUCCAGAGCGUAAUACCCGUCCGGCCGGCUCCCCCCGCCCCACCUGCCCCCCGUGGGGACCAGUCACCCUGCGGUCGGACACUCGGGUUUUCGGAGGAGCCCUGUACCCCGUGCCUGAGGAGGAAACUGGGCGAGGAUGUGGACCCGGAGGAGCUGAGGUGCCGGUAUCGGGACUCCUACAUGGCAGCGCUGCAGAACCCGGUCAGUUUUGAGGCCAGGAGCAUGCUGGCUAUCCCGGAGGAGCCCCCCCCUGUGAGCGGUGGCGGUGGGCUGGGCUCUGAGAUUGACAGCAAGGCUCCGGGCCAGGUCCUUGGUGGAUACUGCUGUCACUCUGGGCACCCCUGCCAGACGUCCCCUGCCAGGGAAGGGAACAUUAAUCCUUCGGGACGCUCGGACGUACAAAAUUUUAAGAAGGCCCAUAAAAACGUGGGAAAGCCCCUCUCUCCUUCCCCUUCCACUGUAUCGGAAACUUCCCGAAAAUGUCCCAUGACGCAAAGACAGAGCAAAAGGAGCAACAGUGACAUCUGCCCUGAAAUGAUUCCCAGGAUACAAGUUGUGCAGUGCGUAAAGACCACGGCAUUCGGACUAGUUUCUCCAAAAUUGGAGAGACGAAAAUCCUCUAAAAAAGAUGUCACCCUGCCUUCUAAAGCUGAAGUGCUGUCCCCUCUGCCUCCUGUAAACGGACAGGAGAGAGAGCUCCAGCCCCCCCCAGCAGAGAAGCAGUCGGGCCCCCAAAUCCACCCCCCUUCCCCCCGGACUUCCGGCCCACUGCCCAUACCUUCUCCGGAAUCCGGCAGCUGUCUCCUCCACCUGGGAGUUGUGUGCCUGCCAGGAAGCAGAGACAGGACAGGCAGAGCCGUGAUGGAGGUCUACGGUGACCACCGUGGCUGGAGGUCACCUCUGGUGUCCAAGCAGGAGCUAUGCAAUCUGCUGCUUUACUUGCACUCAAUUCCCAGGAAGGAGGUUCGAAAGCUAGGAAUGACAGUGGUGAUAGAUGCAAGGAAGAUAUCACCCCCAGAAACUCUAUUCAAAGCUCUGCUAAUGGUUCAGGUGCAGACCCCACACGUUGUCAACUGCGUCCUGACGCUGGUGGACAAAGAGACCAGCCCUCGUCCAGAACGCCACCCGGGACUACAGAUGGACAUUGUGACGUCGAUGAAGGCACUCCAUAAGUCAGUGGAAGGACAGCAGCUGACAUCGCGGCUGGAUGGCACCUUCCCGUACAACCACAGCGACUGGCUGAAGCUCUAUCAGAAACUGGAUCCUUUCCUGUCAGAUUUGAGAGAGGCAUCCAGCUUGCUUCAGAAGGCCAUCGAGAGGCUCGCAGACAUCGGAGGAGCGGACACAGUGCAGGAAGUCCAGCAGUGCAUCAGGGAGCAGAAGGCUUUGAUGAAGAAGGUGCUGGAAGACACGAGAUUGGUGGCCCUGCAGAGGGAGGGCGGGGCCACCCUGGCUAGGCUGAGGAAGGAGGAGACCAGAUUCCCGCAUUCUGAGGACUAUCGGGAUGCCAUGGACUCAGUGACCACACUGUAUAAUCAUGUGGAGGAGCAGGUUCACACCCUGGUCAUGAAGUCCAAUGAGAGUCUACAGCAUCUGGAGUUCCUGCUUCAUCUCAGGGAUCUGGAGGACAGAUUCAAGAGGGUGAUGGGCUGGUUCGCUGAGGAAGGAGAAUGGCAGCUUGUGGAGGCGAAUGCAGCUCUGGACACGCUGGAGAGGGUGGAGCAGUCCCGUCAACGUUUCAGCGCCUUCCUCGCGCGGACCAGCGAGCAAAACCAGCAGGCUGUGGCUUUGAUGUCUGAAGCAGGGAAGAUGGAGGGGGCGUCCUAUCCUGAGACGGAGGCGUUCCGGUCAAUGGUGCGCACGUUCAAGGCCAGCCUCGCGGCCUUCUCUCAGAGAGCAGAGCGGUGUCGCGCGGAACUGGAGAACAUGGCUGGCCUGUACCGCUUCUGCGAAAAGGCUACUCAGCUUGCCAACGAGUGCAGACAAUAUAUGGACCACGCGCAGCCAGGAUGCUAUUCAACAAAGACUGAACUAUGUGCGCUGAAGCGAUUCCAGGAACGAUUCGGUGAAUUUUCUGCAGAGCGUUUCAAGGACGCUAAGGCUCGGGCUAGCGCUUGCUCCAGGGGACUGAGGGUAUGGAAUGUGGCUUGGCUCAAGUGCCAGGAAGCCAGGCAGCAGCUGGAGGAGAGACUGCAGGAGCUCGACAGAACCCAGAAGCCCGCGGUCGGGGUAGCGGAGCCGAGGUGUCAGGUGAAGGAGGAUGAAAGCCUUUCACCGCCCUCCCCUCGAGCGGCUCCCUCCCGCCCCGCGGACGCGCGACGGGAGGCGGAGAGCGCCAGCGAGGACGACGGCGCCAGGGUGACGUGCUUCAACAUCAGUAUCAGACCCGAAGGCAACGGAACCAAAACAGCGGCGGACUCCGGGUCGGGGAUCCCAAAACUGGGCCCCAAAGAAGAGGAGGAGGCGGGCCGAACUAGCGAGGAGCGCGACAGCGACGCAGGCUUUGGCGAAGGCGACCCCGCCGACGGGCAGGAGCGGUCGCCGUGCCACCAGGCCCUGGGCAGGUCGCUGAGCGAGGGUUUCGGCGCGAGCCCCUCCCAAGCCGGGCCUCAGGAGUCGUCCGGCCCCCUCGCCGCCGGCCUCGCCCGCCCUCACGGCCUGCCCUCCUGCCGAAUACUGAAGGCCGCGCAGCACUACCAGAUCUCCCGCCACGGCAGCUUCUGCGCCGACGACCCCUGCCACCUCUGCGACCCGGGGGCCGGCGCCCUUCAGACCGCCGCGUCCGCCACCACGGCCGCGCUCGGGCACGAGGGCGUGACCCCGGUGGGCGUGGCCAACACAGAGCAGAACGGCACCAACGUUUUGAAGCUGCGGCGGAUCGCGGAGGAGCUGACGGCGACGGAGCGGGAGUACGUGCGCUCGCUGGGCUACGUGGCGGCGCACUACAUCCCCGAGCUGGAGCGGCCCGACGUGCCGCAGGGCCUCCGGGGCCAGCGCGGCUGCAUCUUCGGCAACCUGGAGAAGCUCCACAGCUUCCACCGCCACGCCUUCCUGCCCGAGCUGGAGGCCUGCGCCCAGGAGCCGCGCCGGGUCGGCCGCUGCUUCCUCAGACACAAGGAAGGCUUUGCUCUUUACGCACUCUACAGCAAGAACAAACCACAAUCAGACAUCCUGCUGAGUCAGCAUGGACACGCCUUCUUCAAGCAGAAACAGGCCGAGCUGGGGGAUAAGAUGGACCUGUGGUCUUACCUGCUGAAGCCGGUCCAGAGGAUCAGCAAGUACAGCCUGCUACUGCAGGACAUGGCGAGGGAGUGCGGGCCCGAGCGAGCUCGCGAGAGAGCCGAGCUCCUGGCCGCCCUGCAGGUCAUCCGCUUCCAGCUGCGUCACGGCAACGACCUCUUGGCCAUGGACGACAUUCAAGACUGCGACGUGAACCUGAAAGAGCAGGGUCAGCUGAUCCGUCAGGACGAAUUUCUGGUGUCCUUCAGGAAGAAGAAAUGCUUCCGUCAUGUCUUCCUCUUCCAAGACCUCAUCCUCUUCAGCAAAACCAAGAAGACUGAAGUAGGAAAUGAUGUGUACAUCUACAAGCAGUCUUUCAAGACCUCUGACAUCGGUAUGACACAUAAUUCUGGGAGCAGUGGGCUGUGCUUUGAGAUCUGGUUUCGGCGGAGAAAGUCCCAGGACACCUACAUUCUCCAGGCUGAGAAUGAGGAGCUGAAGAAGGCCUGGACCAACGACCUGGAGCGGAUUCUAUGGGAGCAGGCCGCACACAACAGAGAGAUCCGGAUGCAGGAACGGGUGUUCAUGGGAAUUGGCAACAAACCCUUCAUAGACAUAAAGCCGAGUGACGCGGCGAUCAGUGACCGAGCAGUCAACUGCGUACUGACCGGAGGAGAAUCCAAGGUGUCAACCUCCUCUGGGGUUUCAGGAACUCAGGGAGCUCUCAUUUUGCCACGGCCUAAUUCGAUUGGAUCAGGCAGCAGUGCAUCAUCUUCUGAAAGUCGCUCCUCUUUCUCCUCUGGGCGAGGGUCCCUGUCUGCCAUUGGCUAUUUAUGCGACCAAUCCCAGACAGGCAACGGCCAUGGUGUCUAUUCAGCCACAACAGCUUUGGAGGAUGAUGACCUGGACAAUGAGAAUGAGAGCUUUCAUCUACUUUUGGACAGCUCAGAAUCUUCAGGGGAGAGUGUGAGUGGAUUCAGCAGCUCUGAUCAAAUUUGUCUGUCUGCGAUUGGCGGAGAUGCAGAAGACACAUCCUCUGUGUCUUCCUCUCGUUCCUCCGGGAAACACUACGACCACCAAAUUCCACCAAAUUUCCGUAUACAUGCUUCUCCAGCUCCAUCCAGACUGUGGUCUUUUGCUCUACCCACACAGAGGGCUCAAAUGAACCGCAAGCGUUCUGGAAAGGCUAAAGAAACUGGCCCCGCUGGAAAAUCCACCGAGGUUUAACAUGGUGAAUGCCACUUCCUUCCUUCGCGCUCACCCAGUGGAGAAGGAUCAGUGACGCACACUGGAGCUGUAGACGGCUUGCGCAAAUGGGGUUGUCUAAAAAGGGAAGGACAAUCGCUUGAUCGCCCAGUCAUUUUUAUCGCCGUAAACCAACCGCCUCCUCAGUAUUCUUCACAUUGAAAGCUUACGGCAACUGGCUUAAUGUAAAUUUGGGUUUCCACUUGCAGUACAUGGCAUCCGGUAGUCUAUCCGGGAAAUUUGUUUUCUUUCCAGAAAAAUGAAGAAAAAAAAGUGAUUUUUCAUGUACUGUACAAGUUUUGUUUUGUAUGUAUGCAACGAAUAUCAUUUUCUCAGUUGUCUUGGAAAUGGAAUAAUGUUACCACCAUGGUCCUGUAGUCUGUAUCCUUUAUCAUACGUCCUAAUAUGAGGUUGUUCACUCUGAACAUUUUGAACAUUAUAAUUGUCCUAAAUUAUACCAGGUACCAGGGAACAAGUUUUUGUUUUGUUUUUUUGCAGUUUCUGAACUUUUGUAACCACAGAAUGUGUUAUCUCAUUGUCAUUUAAACUGUGUUUAGUUAAACUCGGACAAACAAGGAUUCUGAUGCCAAAAAAGUAAUUUAUAGACAUGCAUGAAACAAGAUUGUGAGCAAAAUGAAAUAUCAUUAUUUGACACUUAUCAUCACUCUUGCAUCUCUGUUAUUUAGGGGGGGAAAUGUGCCACGUGUGCUAUGAAAGCACAGUGGAAAUCAAAGGGAGCAGGGGUGUUCUCAAAGAAAAAUGAAAAAAUAAAUCACAAAUUCAUUAAAA
Messenger RNA from Anguilla rostrata (American eel), 6698 nucleotides. Its product is annotated as pleckstrin homology domain-containing family G member 4B-like. The record is from RefSeq and is a predicted model, not a curated record. Gene Ontology annotation, molecular function: guanyl-nucleotide exchange factor activity. Lineage: Eukaryota; Metazoa; Chordata; Actinopteri; Anguilliformes; Anguillidae. The coding region runs from base 543 to 5891 and encodes 1782 amino acids. The transcript has 24 exons.